AUGGUUCGCAAUCUCCCUUGGUCUACCGCAAAUGAAGAUCUCGUCGAGUUGUUUGAGACUACCAGGCAAGUUGAGCUCGCUGAAAUCCUUUUCGAUGGCGCUAGAUCCAAGGGAUGCAGUGUUGUUCAGUUUGCCCAGGUUCCAGAGGCAGAGACAGCUAUUGAUGAACUAGGUUUAUUCUCGACUUUAUGCACUAUCCGUGCAGACACAUCAAAAAUUGCUGAGAAACUCACGCCUAAGCAAUCCACCGAAGGUCUCGUGUAUUAUGCGAUGGAGAUCAAAGUGGUUCUUCUCUUCAGUUUGACAGAAUUGAAGGCUAUGAUCAUAAUCAUCUCAAGAGUCCUCUUUAGGGAUUAUUGUGAUGGUGCUCGUGUGCCUUGA
This is a messenger RNA of Suillus clintonianus, 381 nucleotides long. RefSeq lists its product as uncharacterized. NCBI's taxonomy places the organism in Eukaryota, Fungi, Basidiomycota, Agaricomycetes, Boletales, Suillaceae. Gene Ontology annotation, molecular function: RNA binding. The coding region runs from base 1 to 381 and encodes 126 amino acids. The transcript is spliced from 3 exons. The record is from RefSeq and is a predicted model, not a curated record.